AUGCUAUACAGUACCGCUAAUAUUUCACGUUACACUUCAACUGCUCUCUUAGGUGAACUCAGUGAACAAAUGGAAACCAAAUUGUAUAUCCCUUCCACUUCCACUGCACCAGUCACAGCAGUAUUUACAUCUACCUUUUCGGCGCCGCCUCACUAUCCAACCAAUAAAGUCUCCAAGGGUACUGAUGGAAAAACUUCUGAGGAAUCUGCUUUGCCUACGGGAGCCAAAGAAUUUCCCGACAACUCUAAUACCGGAAGGAAAAAAAUUCUUGUAAGUUAUUGCAUAAUCCAAGCAUUUUUGUCUAAUUUUGCCACUGAGAUAUGA
Molecule: messenger RNA, 324 nt
Organism: Protopolystoma xenopodis
Lineage: Eukaryota; Metazoa; Platyhelminthes; Monogenea; Polystomatidea; Polystomatidae
Source: the annotation of a GenBank genome assembly